Molecule: messenger RNA, 6930 nt
Organism: Melitaea cinxia (Glanville fritillary)
Lineage: Eukaryota; Metazoa; Arthropoda; Insecta; Lepidoptera; Nymphalidae
Gene: PlexB
Product: plexin-B
Exons: 1
Coding region: 212-5896 (1894 amino acids)
Biological process (GO): regulation of cell migration; regulation of GTPase activity; negative regulation of cell adhesion
Cellular component (GO): semaphorin receptor complex
Molecular function (GO): protein binding; semaphorin receptor activity
Source: RefSeq, a predicted model, not a curated record
UUUAAACUUGAUUACAGUAAAAUAACAACAUGUAGAUUAAAAAAUAUUGAGAAAAAAAAAGCUUGUUUAUUCCGUGUCAUCCGCAUCGAUGAAUGCUCCUAAUAUUUUCUUAAACUAAAAUGGGUUGAAUAUUUAAGUAAAACAAAAGUAGUGAUUGUGAAAGUUAAAAAAUAUAAACGAUAUUAUUGUGGACAUAAUUUAAAAUGUGAUCAUGGCUGCAUUUGUGAUAGUAUUAGUCAUAACAUUUUGGCUUCGAUGCACAAUAGUGUACGGAUAUGAGUUUAUAUCGCAAUAUCCCAAAAAUCAAAAUGAAACAUUCCACUUUAACCACCUUGUUGUUGAUAAAGUGAGCGGACAAGUAUAUGCAGGAUCAUUAAAUACUUUACAUCAGCUUAGUCCAGACUUGAAGCCUCUUCAUGUAGUACGAACUGGGCCGAAACUUGAUAAUCCAAUGUGUCAUGCCAGUGGAUGCCCUUCGGAAGAUAUUCAAACUACAUGGACAGACAAUGUUAAUAAAAUUUUAGUUAUUGAUCAAGAAUCUAGAAUCGUGAUAGCAUGUGGUUCAAUCGCUCAGGGAUCGUGUAUCAAAUACAAGCUAGGAGAUCUUUCGGCUGAUCCCGAGUUUGUCCCUGAGAGUGUGGCGGCCAAUGAUGCGGAAGCCUCUACUUACGCUUUUAUUGGUCCAGAAAGGUACAAUUCAUGGGAUCGCUCUAAUGUACUCUAUGUUGGGACAACAUUCACUAAUAAUGGAGAAUACAGGCAUGACGUUCCUGCUAUAGCUAGUCGAGAUUUGAUGACACUGCAGCUGGCCCAAUUUACGUUUUCCAAGCAGAGCCUAAUACAAAUAGAUGUUAAAUAUAGAGACAAUUUUCUUGUGCAAUAUGUAUAUGGAUUUAACUCUAGUGACUAUGCCUACUUUCUUAUCAUACAAAAACAUUCUCAUCUAGCUGGUAAUGAGGAACUUGGAUAUGUGUCACGUUUAGCUCGUACCUGUGUAAAUGAUGACAAUUAUAAUAGUUAUACAGAGGUCACAUUAGAAUGUAGUGUUCGUGAAGAAACAAGUGUUGGUAAAAGUGAAAUUGUCAAUUAUAAUUUAGUUCAAGAUGCUAAAAUUGCUAAGGCAGGUGUUAAUUUAGCUAAUCAGUUAGGAAUUGAAACUGGUGAUUCUAUCCUUGUGGCAUCUUUUAGCCCGUCGAAAGGAAUAUCUAAUGAACCUACAUCUAAGUCAGCUAUUUGUGUUUACUCAUUGCAAGAGAUAGAAAUUAAGUUUAAUGAAAAUGUUCACAUGUGUUUCAAUGGUAGCACUAAGGCGCGAAAUAUGGGCUACAUAUCAGGCAUGAUAUCAGAUGGUAAAUGUCCUAGUGUAGGUUCCACUGGAAAUAUUCUUAAUUUUUGUGAGGUUGGUCUAAAAAUAAGUGGUCUAUAUCCUAUUAAAGCUAUGUCAGUGAUAUAUUGGAAUGAUACUUUGAUAACUUCUGUAACAAUGUCUGUAACAGGUUUGCAUACUGUUGCCUUCUUAGGAACUAGUGAGGGUGUAAUGAAAAAAGUGCUUAUUGAUGCUGAUAAAGCUUUAGAAUAUUCUAGUGAUUCACUUAUCCCUGGACAAAAAAUUCUUCCAGAUACUACACUAUCUCCUUAUGGUAAGACUCUUUAUAUAUUGGCUAAAAAUUCAAUAGUUCAAAUUGCUACAGAAAAAUGUACAGAGCAUGGCAAUUGCUCCUCAUGCUUAGAAUCAAAUGAUCCUCAUUGUGGUUGGUGUUCUUUAGAGAAACGGUGUACAGUUCAAAAUAUGUGUCAAAAAGGCACACAAAGUGCGCCAAGGUGGUUAUCGCAAUAUACUGGCCAACAGUGUAUUGAUUUUGAACAAAUCUUACCUGAUCGGAUAUCUAUGUCAGAAAUAACCAAUGUUCAAUUAGUAAUUCGGACCUUGCCAGAACUUCCAUUUGGUGCUAAAUAUAAAUGUGUAUUUGGUAAUGCUCCUGCAAUAGAUGCAGCAGUGACAUCAAAUGGUCUGGCAUGCCCAACACCUGAUAUUAAACACAGACCAAAAAUACCUCAAAAUCAAGAUCAUAUAUAUGUACCUCUCUCAGUCCAUUCUUCGGAAACUAAUAAGGAUUUUGUUUCCCGUAAUUUUGCUUUUUAUGAUUGUUCAAAACACAUUACAUGUCAUACCUGUAUUAUGAGUGAAUGGGCGUGCAAUUGGUGUAUUUAUGAUAACAAAUGUACACAUGAUAUAUCUGUUUGUCAGAGAACCAUUAUAAGUGGUGAGAAUAAUCCCAGCAAGUUGCUUAACCACGGUAUUGGGCACUGCCCUAGAAUAAGGCAAUAUAAAAAACCGAUUUUAUUGCCAAACAAUGUACCAAAGGAACUGGAACUUGAAGUUGAAAAUUUGCCACACUUACAACCUGGACACACAGGAUUUCAAUGUAUUGUUAGCAUUGAGUUAGCUAAUAUGAUACUACCAGCCAGAGUUGAAUCUAAUCAUUUUAUUGUUUGUGACAAAACAAUGUAUUCCUAUGAAGAAGAUGUGGGAGAAUAUAACAUAAGUGUAAAAGUUUUUUGGAAUCAUAAACAUUAUAUAGACACAAUAACAAUCACUUUAUACAAGUGUGAAAUUCUUGGAUCUCAUAGAGAUCACGCUGAUUGUUCACUUUGUAUUACUCGGAAUUCCAUUUAUCAAUGCACAUGGUGUGGAAAUUCAUGUUCAUAUAGCGAAUCAUGCUUAGACAAUCCUGUUACAGAAUGCCCUAAACCACGGAUUGACAUGAUAAAACCAUUGAGUGGACCUAUUGAAGGUGGAACACUAGUGACCAUUGAAGGUAGUAAUUUAGGAUUAAGAGUUGAAGAAGUUACUGGAAAAGUUCGAAUUGGUGAUGUUCCCUGUGAAAUUGUAGACUUUGAAGUAUCUGUUAGCAUAACAUGUAAGACAGGUCCAUCUAAUGUUUCAGUUGUAGUACCUGUAAUUGUAGAAAAUGAAGCAGGCCAUACAAGAUCGUCAGUACUAUUCAGUUAUAAAAAUAUACAGUUACAAGGAAUUUAUCCAUCCUUAGGACCUGUAUCGGGAGGUACACAAUUAGCUAUUGGGGGUGAACACUUAAACAUUGGAUCAACAAUUUCAGCUUAUUUAGAUGAAUUGUUAUGUUCUGUAAAUAAAACGCAAACAUCAAAUAGUAGAUUAAUAUGCAUUACUCCUAAAGCUAAUACACCACGUAUUAUCCAUACACUGACAGUAUCUAUAGAUAAUGCAAAUCGAACGUUAUAUGGAGAUUUAUUUAAUUAUACAUCAGAUCCUACAAUUAUGGAAAUAAAGCCUUUGAAAAGUUUUGUUUCAGGUGGAAGAAUGAUAACAGUUCAUGGUACUAAUUUGCAUACAAUACAAAAACCUCUCAUGAAACUCUACUAUGCAAAUGAAGAAAUUCCUGUUAAUGCCACAGGUUGCACUGUGCUUAAUUCAAAUCAAAUGGAAUGUCCCAGUCCAGCUAUAAAUAAAAAAUACUAUGAUAUAAUACAAGCAACGAAAUCUCAGACAAGUACUCCACAGGUAGCUAUGAAAGUAGGGUUUGUAAUGGAUAAUGUAGAGACAAUGCAUGAUUUGGAAAAAUACUUCAAUCCACCUAGAACUCAUAUGGUGUUUGUUGAAGAUCCUCAUGUUUAUAAAUUUCCAAAUCAAAUCAAAUUAUAUAAGGGUGAUCCUUUAGUAAUUGAAGGCGAAAAUCUCAUCAGAGCAAGUGAUGAGUCAGAUGUCAUUGUAACAAUUGGAACCCAACCGUGUAAUGUUACAAGCCUUACUAUGCAACAAUUGUUAUGCACUCCACCAGAAGUUCAACCAACCAAUACUGAUGAGAAUGGUUUUCAGAUCACAGAUAUAAAUUUACCUUUAGUAGUUGUUAAAAUUGGUAGAAACUUGCGAUUUCCUAUUGGAUACUUACACUAUGAGCUUUUAAGAAAUUAUAAUUUUCCUCCAGAAGCCAUUGCAGGAAUUGCUGCCGGAACAUUCUUCUUAGUCCUUAUAUUUAUGAUAGUUUUGGUUAUGUAUCGAAGGAGGAGUACAAAAGCUGAACGAGAAUACAAAAGAAUACAAAUACAAAUGGACACAUUAGAGAGCAACGUUCGACUAGAAUGUAAAUUAGCUUUUGCAGAGCUUCAAACUGAUAUGUCUGAUUUGGCAGCAGAUUUGGAACAUUCUGGCAUACCUACCUUGGAUCAUGUAAAUUAUGUUAUGAAAGUAUUUUUUCCUGGCGUAUCUGACCAUCCUAUACUAAAUGUUCAACGUCAGUUUAUAAAUACGCCACGAACAAAUUAUGAUGCAGCUAUGAUUCAGUUUGAGCAACUUUUAAAUAAUAAAUGUUUCCUUUUGUCAUUUAUCGACACAUUAGAGGCUCAAAAGUCUUUUAAUAUAAGAGAUAAAGUAAAUGUUGCGUCACUAUUGAUGGUUAUUCUAAUGGGGAAAAUGGAAUAUGCUACUGACAUAUUGAAGUCUCUACUUUUACGCCUUAUUGAUAAAUCAGUUUGUACGAAACAUCCGCAACUAAUGUUAAGAAGAACAGAGAGUGUAGUUGAAAAAAUGCUCACAAAUUGGAUGGCAUUAUGUAUGUAUUAUUAUUUAAAGGACUAUGCAGGUUCAUCAUUAUUCUUAUUGUUUAAGGCAAUAAAACAUCAAAUUGAGAAGGGCGUAGUUGAUGCUAUAACACAUGAAGCUAGGUACUCUUUAUCAGAGGAAAAACUUUUAAAAGAGCAAAUAGACUACCAAGUUGUAACUUUACACAUAGUGCAAGAUGAUUUUGAUGAAAAAGUUCAAUGUAAAGUUUUAGAUUGUGAUAGUAUAUCACAAGUUAAAUCUAAAAUAUUAGAUUCUUUAUUUAAAAAUACGCCUUUCAGUAUGAGACCUUCCGUCCAUGAAGUUGAUUUAGAAUGGAGACAUGGAAGAGGUGGCCAUGUUACACUCCAAGAUGAAGAUUUAACAACGAAAACUCUAAACGGCUGGCGAAAAUUAAAUACGUUAGCUCAUUACGGAGUUAAAGAAUCUGCCGUUAUGUCUUUAAUUUCACGACAAAAUGAUAGUUUUAAUACUCCAUAUAAAAUUCCAUGCAAAAAUUGCACUGGGAUUUAUUGUUCGAAUUCCCAUAUUAGGGUAUACAAAAGUGAUAUUACUGACCAAAAUGUACACUAUUAUCAUUUGGUUAAACCUAUUGAAUACCAACACAUAAUAAACAAAACUUCAGAACACAGUCAUAAAGCCAUUCCAGAAAUAUUUCUCACCAGACUCCUCUCUACCAAAGGCACUGUUCAUAAAUUUGUUGAUGACUUUUUCGGUACAAUUCUAACAGUAAAUGAAGUUUUGCCUCCUGCUGUUAAAUGGCUUUUUGAUCUUUUUGAUGAUGCUGCUAGAGCACACGGCAUUAUGAACCCUGAAGUCGUCCAUGCAUGGAAAUCUAACAGUUUGCCAUUAAGGUUUUGGGUCAAUCUUAUAAAGAAUCCAGAUUUCAUAUUUGAUAUCAAUAAAACUUCAACAGUAGAUUCCUCUUUAUCUGUGAUUGCUCAAACGUUUAUGGAUGCAUGUUCUUUGACAGAACAUCGCCUAUGUAAAGAUUCACCAUCCAAUAAAUUACUUUUUGCAAAAGACUUACCGACUUAUAGAGAAAUGGUUAUACAAUUUUACCAAGGUGUUUCUCAAUUACCUCAAGUUUCCGACCAAGAGCUAAGUACCUCUAUGCAGCAGCUUUCAGUUGAACAACUUAAUGAGUUCGAUACUCUAUCUGCUUUAAAAGAGUUGUAUAUCUAUGUCAGUAAAUAUAGAGAACAAAUUAUUUUAGGGUUAGAAAACAAAAUGCACCUAGCUCAUAAAUUAGAUAAUGUAGCGUGCACGUUGGAAGGCGAUCCUGCAGCUGUAUGCUGACUAUAUGAUAAUCUAAGUUACGAUUUAAUUACAUUUACAUAAUUUAUUUAUAAUACAGAAAUUUUGUACAAAGAGCUUUAAUUUAUUUUGGAAAAUACUCAGAAUCCAUUUGUAAAAAGACUGUAAAAAUAUCAGUUUUAAAGGUAUAUUUUUUCUUUUACUAUAAAUAUUAAGGACAUUAUCAGCACCAUAAUAAUUCCUAAUAAGAUUUUGGAUAUAUUUGUUUCAUUUCUAUCAACGUUAUAUUAAGACAAAAAUUUGUAAGAAUAUUUUUCUCCCAGUGGCCAUAUUUUUUUUUAUUUUUUAUUAUCUAUUUACUUAUAUGCCAUUUUUUAUUUAGUAGGUUAAAACUAAAAGUAUUAUAAAGACUCAGAAAUCUAUAUUAUCUUAUGAUUUCCUAAAAUAUUAGAUCUGAUACUCAUAUUAAGUUAAUUGUAAAUUUAUACAUGUAUGCUGCUAAACUACUUAAUAUUGAUGUUUAUUGAUGUAAGAUGUAUGUGUAAAGAGAAUAGUUUAAGAAAAAUGUUGUGAUAUUUGUAUUUGGAAUAAUUAUAACUCUUUUGAUCUUUUAUGCUUCAAUACAUGAUUUGUGACAUUAAAAAUUAUGUACUUUAUUGCACAACAUACUGUUUUAGUUCUAAUUAUAUUUUGUGAAAUAUGAAUAAUUAUUAAUCAUUGAUCAUUCUAAUUAGUUUUCUAUUUUAAGAGACACAUUGUUGUAAACAAAUUUAAAUAGAAUAUAAACACCGUGCAAGUAUAUUUAAUUUGAUAAUUUUUAUAAAAUCUUUAACAAUUCUUUUCAAUAUUACAAUUUAAAUAUAAACUCUUUAUAUUGAUCUCUAUUUUAUUGCUCAACAUUUUUUAGCAUCUUGUUAUCAUGUCAAUUUAAUUUUUUAAAGAAUAUCAUUAUAUUAUUCCAUUUACAAUGUAAUUUAAGAUUAGUUUAAACUUCUUAGUGUUUAAGGCAUCGUAAAUUCACCCGUCUUUUAAAAAUUUUAUAUAAUUGACUUAGAAAUAUACUUAUUUAUCAAAAA